Molecule: messenger RNA, 558 nt
Organism: Amoebophrya sp. A120
Lineage: Eukaryota; Dinophyceae; Syndiniales; Amoebophryaceae
Source: the annotation of a GenBank genome assembly
GGGUAGUCUCGGGGCCGCCGCAGUUCCUGGCAAGCAACCAGGCGCGUUCUGCUGGCCGCCCCCCUAUUUUCGGACGAACGCGCCUUCGUCCCGCCCGCCGGCCUUGUCUGUGGUCGUGCCGGCCCCUUCUCUGCUUGCUCCGCACGCACGCACGCACGCCCCCGGAGGUGCCCCUCCGUCCCCGAGCGCGGACUCUGUAGCCCAGUGAAGGAGGCUGCGCGACCUGCCGGCGCCGCGGUGUGGGCCGGCGCCGGGCGUCCGGGAUGUAUGUUUCUUCAAUGUCUGUGGCGCGCCAUGGGGUUAUGCGCCGCCGGCCCGGAAUGUUUGUUGCGAUUCUUUCUAGACAUUGACAUACUAGAUUGAUAGCGUAUCUAGUGUUGGACGCUUCUAGGUCCGAGAAAGUUUCGGCCGCUCGUGUUGCGGUCUGUCGCCGUCCUCAUGGGGAGGUGCAACUAAGCCUCGGCAGUGCCAUGCUUGCCCUCCUUUGGCGUGGCGAUCGCGUGCGCCUAGUCGGCCCAUGGCGACUCUACUUGAAUGAGCCGGCUUUUAGACGGGCAU